UGAUGAUGAUGGGUGAUUUUCACUGACAAAUCGAUGAGUCGGCAACACGGAAGUGACGUUUGAUGCCAUGCCAUUGGUUGUUUCUUUGGUGACACAUUUAAAAUCCAUUUGUCUACUCUCUUUAGCUACGGAUAUUGUUGAAUCCCUACCGAUGGAUGGUUACAGUUUAUCUAUGCCUGGCCCUCACUCACCGGACUACCAUGCCUCCCCAAUGUCAGAACUCGCCAACUGCUUUACGGGACUCCGCGCCUUUCACACAGGUGACACUCCUCGGAGAUGUCUGGACCUGUCCAACCUCAGCAGUGGGAGUGUAGAAGAUGCUGCUGCACAGGGAUCACCACACAAAGACAAGCCUACUUCUCCAGUGGCCUUGGACUCUCCUGCACCAAGUCGCAUGAAGACGUUGCGGUCCUUCCUGCCCAGAUUGCUGUGUAGCAGUCCAAAGCUUCACCCCAGUGAACGUCCAUUCAGUAACAAGGAGAAUGUGGCCCCAGGGCAGAGAGCGCAAGGCAAGCCAGAGUGUUUGCUGCCUGCUCCAGACUCCCAGCUCCAAGGUGACGGUGAGCCCUGUGCCCUGGGGAGCCCCAUCUUCCCUGCACCUCCCUCCCGAACCCAGCACUCCCCAGGGGAUGCAGAUGGAUUCAUGGAAAUCCUGGAGCAGGAAACUGAUGAGGGUUCUAUUGCUGUUGCCAUGUCAUGUAGCAUGGCACAGUUGCUGUCUGAUCCCCUCAUGAACCAGGAAGUGGAUCUCUCCUCUGUUUCAGUGUGUCGCCAGGGGGGACGCCGUCUCUUCCGAUCCCCUUCCAUGCCAGAGCGGUUGGCACGUCCACUGAAACGCUCCUCCACCUCCCCCUCCCCAGCCAACCCCCGGCCAAUCAAACGACACUGCACCUUCUCCGCCGUCUCAGAGGAGGUGGGCCAGGGAGAGGGAGACCAAGGGGCUGGAAUCAACAUUGAUAGGAAGCACCACCUGCAUAAGAGGACCCACUCUUUGUGUGAUGUGGAGCAGCAGCUGGGUGGGGAUGGGAUCAAUGCAGAACUCAUUGGAGACUUCAGCAAGGUGCAUGCCCUACCCACUGUGACAGGAAGACAUCAAGGCUUGAAGUACAUCACGGUUGACACAAUGAGUGCUCUUCUGGAAGGGAAGUUCAGCUGUUUGGUUGAGUCUUUUGUUGUGGUGGACUGCCGCUACCCAUAUGAGUAUCAGGGAGGACACAUUAAGGGGGCGCUGAGCCUUCCCAACACAGACAAGGCAGUGGAUCAAUUGCUAUCCCAGAGGCUAAAAGCCCACUCUCCUGAUAAGAGGCUUGUGCUAGUGCUGCACUGUGAAUUCUCCUCUGAAAGAGCACCCAGAACGUGUCACCUCCUGCGCAGUGUGGACCGCAGUAUGAACGAGUACCCAGCCCUGCACUACCCUGAGCUCUAUGUCCUCAAGGGUGGCUACAGAGACUUUUACCACUCUCACCAGGAGCACUGUGAGCCCCAGGCCUACUGCCCAAUGCACCACGAGGACCACAGAGAGGAGCUUCUGCGGUGCCGCACACACAGCAGAGCCUUGGCAGAGGAGCGCCGCAGACGCCACCACAUUCAAACUCUCGUCAAACUCUGAGGCAGUCAUGUUGGGGG
Molecule: messenger RNA, 1626 nt
Organism: Oncorhynchus gorbuscha (pink salmon)
Lineage: Eukaryota; Metazoa; Chordata; Actinopteri; Salmoniformes; Salmonidae
Product: M-phase inducer phosphatase 1-B-like
Exons: 15
Coding region: 68-1609 (513 amino acids)
Biological process (GO): protein dephosphorylation; G2/M transition of mitotic cell cycle; positive regulation of G2/M transition of mitotic cell cycle
Cellular component (GO): cytoplasm; nucleus
Molecular function (GO): protein tyrosine phosphatase activity
Source: RefSeq, a predicted model, not a curated record